UGGUUGGGAGGAUUUGGAAACACUUUUGUGGAUCCGCAAACCCUGAGGAAUAAUUGUCAGCUCCUGGUUUGCAGCUGCGGGGCUUCUCCCUCCCGGGAACAGGCCCAGGAUAAUAUUAGGAGAGGAUUUACAGACGGGAAACUCAAACCAAGCUUCAUGUCAUGAACUGACAGUCAGUCAGUUCACCAGGACCUGAAUAUCAUCGGCCUUUGAAUGUGGAAGAUGAAACGUUUGUCUGUUCUGUCUGUGGGAGAAGAUUUCAAACAUCAGUGUGACUGGAAAAGCACCAAGACACCACCACCAGCCCCCCACCCCCCGACCCCCUGAGUGCACUGACUGUGGAAGGGGUUUUAGCAAGUUACACAGCCUGAACAAACAUCACACCAUUUCCAGUGGGGAGAAACUAUACACGUGUUCUAUGUGUGGAUGAGGCUUCAACUGAUUGUCCAACCGGGAGAGACACAAGGAUACUGGUACCAUGGAGAAACCGUGGAAGUGCGAGGACUGUGGUAAAGGAUUCAGUUAUAGAUCCCGGCUGGAAUAUCAUCGACGCAGUCACACCUGGGCCAUCACAGUGGAAAAGCAAUGGAAAUGUGAGGACUGUGGUAAAGGUUUCGAUUAUCCAUCCCUGCUGGAAAACCAUCGACGCACUCACACUGGGGAGAGGCCGUUCAUCUGUUCCGUGUGUGGCAAGGGAUUUACUCAGCCUACCUGCCUAAUGUUACACCAGCGUAUUCACACUGAGGAGAGGCCAUUCAGCUGCACUUCCUGUGGAAAGAGGUUCAGGUCUUCAUCUGACCUCAAUCAACAUCAGCGAGUUCACACUGGGGAGAGACCGUUCACCUGCUCCAUGUGUGGGAAGGGAUUCACAAAGUCAUCCAACCUGGUUACUCACCAGCGAAUUCACUCUGAGGAGAAACCAUUCAGCUGCAUUUCCUGUGGAAAGAGGUUCAGGUAUGCAUCCGCCCUCGAAGAACACCAGCGAGUUCACACUGGGGAGAAGCCAUUCACCUGCUCAGUGUGUGGGCAGGGAUUUACUCAGUCAUCCAGCCUGGUGAGUCAUCAGCGAGUUCACACUGGGGAGAGGCCGUUCAGCUGCACUUCCUGCGGGAAGAGUUUCAAGCAGUCAUACGCCCUUGUUGAACACCAGCGAGUUCACACUGGGGAGAGACCAUUCACCUGCUCUGUGUGUGGAAAGAGAUUCACUGUAUCAUCCACCCUUAAGUCACACCAGCAAAUUCACAAUGAGGAGAAGCCAUUCAGCUGCACUGACUGUGGAAAGAGGUUCAGAUGUUCGUCUGCUCUCUCUGCACACCAGCGAGUUCACACUGGAGAGAGACCGUUCACCUGCUCUGUGUGUGGGAAGGGAUUCACUCGCUCCUGCAGUCUAGUGACACACGAGCGACUUCAUAAAUGACUGCAGGGGUUGGAUUUUGCUGCUAUCAAUCACAUCCUGGAUUGAUAGUCUGGGUUUGUUUCUGCUAUUGUUAACAACCCCUAUCACUGGCUGGACUUUAAUAUCCUGGAGAUGUCACUGAUUUUCAGGGUUGCAAUGUCCCUUUUUAAAAUCACUGUCAGUGAUCUUUCCCUUUAUCUCACCAGGAACUAUUAACAAUAAAAUUAUGAACUUUUACUUCAAUCCAAAAUUAAUCUUUGGUGCAAAAUCUACAAUUCAGUGUCUGGAAGGUUCCACUGAUUAACAUCUCUAAUCAGAAAAUGCUGAUUAAUCCUUGCUGACAAUUCUGACUUUCUUGCACAUUACAUACAGUGACAACUUCAUUCUGAAAUUAAAUUAUCAAGGAACUCUCAUGAGACAGACAUCUCUCAAUCUCCAUUUAAAUAUUUCCCGCAGCUUCCUGUCAUGGUUGAGUUGGACAAACUGAACGACACCCGACAAGGAUGCAAUUCCAGCCAAAAUUCUCAAGCACAGCAACUCCCGUUUACUGCUACAUCUUCAUGAUUUCGUUCUUCUCUGUUGGAAGGUAGGAUCCAUUCCAUAGGACAUGUGUGACACAAAAAUCAUCAUCGUACACAAAAACAAAGGUGACAGAGGAGAUUGCAGCAAGAGCUUUGUCCAGCAAAGCUCCUCAGUCUCAUUCACUCCUUUCAUAACUACAUACCCUGUACUGUACAGUUUGAUGGCUCCACUUCUGACAGUUUCAGGGUGAAGAAUGGAGUGAAACAUGGCUGGGUCCGAGCCCCCACUUUGGUAUUUUCUUCUCCAUGUUCCUGAUCUUGGCCUUCCCUGCAGACAUGGAAGGAGUUUCUCUGCAUACUCGAUCAGAUGGCAAACUCUACAACCUGUCCAGUCUGAAAGUGAAGUCAAAAAAAUACAGCCGGUCUCGAUCACACACCUCUGCUACAGUGAUGAUGCCAUGCUAGUGACUCACAUAGAAACUCAGCUACAAAGACUCAUGCACUGUCUCUCCCAUGUCUGUAACUUGUCCUCCCUUACUGUAAACAUCAAGAAAACUGUGGUUUGGGUCACAUCUCCACUCUAAAUAUCACACUAAAUAACACCCCGCUGGAAGUGGUCAGUGAAAUCUAUGACCUUGGGUCCACAGUGACAGACAAUCUGUUUUUCAAUGCAGAGCUCGAUACACGCAUAGGGAAAGCAGUUCCACUUCUGGCCGACUCACGGAUUGUCCAUGGAAUAACAUCAAGCUGCCUCUCAGCAGCAAGAUGCUGGUUUAUGAGGCCUGUGACCUCAGCACCUUGUUAUCUGCCUGUGAAACAUGGACGAUUUACAGUGAUCAGGAAAGGAAGCUCAACAACUUUCACCUUCGCUGUUUGCGACACAUUCUGGGCGUCUCAGGGACAGAAUCAGGAAUGCGGCAGUCCUCUCAAAGACAAAUCUCCCAAGUGUGCUGGCUGUCAUCAAGCAGAGGUGACUUCACUGGCUCGGGUAUGUUCACAGGAUGGAGGACGGUCAUUACAGUGACUUGGCAACAGGUGCCAACACUGAAAACAACAACCCACAACCUCACCUGAGAACCAUUUCAUAUGUGCCACCUGUGGCAGAACCUGCCUCUCACAGAUUGGUCUCUUCAGCCAUCAGUAAAAGUGAACCAUAUGAAGCUCCCCCAUCCCCAACAGUUUGAUUUGCUGCACGUCCACCAUCUUAUGUAGGUGGAAGGAUGUUGACAACAUCAGUAAAAGAGGAAGGCUGGAAUGGGAAUAGGAUCAUUAAGGGAUUAGGCAGGAUAAUACCACAGGGAACGAUAGAGAGAUGACAGAAAUAUUCAAUAAUUAUUGUGUUUCAGUAUUUACCAGGGAGAUAGAACAGGGAGAUGUGACAUUGAAUGAUGAGAUGAGUCAUGAGAUAAGUCAAUUUAAAGUCCAGAAAGGGGCUGUGUUAAAGAAACAAAUCAAACUCAAAGAGAAUAAAGUCUCGGAUCCAAAUGGAUUGCAACCACAGAUUUUUUUUAAAUCUAGGGAAGAGAUAGCAGAAGCCUCACUACACAGAUUUAAUCAUUCAUUAAAAAGGUGUAGCGCUUGAAGACUGGCAAAUAGCUAAUGCAACUCCUAUAUUUAAAAUGGUAGACAGAAUAUGCCCAGGGAAUUAUAGACCAGUCAGCUUCAUAUCCGUGGUAGGAAAAGGUGUGAGUCUGGGUGGAGCAGAGGAACAAAGGGAUCUCAGAGUGCAAACACCCCAAACAAUAAAAGCAGUGCCCCAGGUUAGCAAGGCCAUAAAACAGCAAAGCAAGCACUAGGAUUUAUUUCUAGAGGGAUAGAACGGAAAUGUACGGAAGUUAAGCUGAAUCUGUAUCAAGCCUUGGUGAGACCACACUUAGAGUACUGCUUAUGGUUCUGGUCACCAUAUUAUGAAAAGGAUAUAGAGAAACUGGAGGGUGCAGAGAAGAUUGACCAGGAUGAUACCAGCUGGUCUGCAGCAGAGUGGGAGAAAUGAUGUGAGGCUGGUUUAGGAGAGAGAUGAUGGAGAAAGGAGACAUGCAAGUGGGAACUCCACUCAAAGCGUUCUCACUUCUGACCCUUUAACCGGCCUCACCCACCACUCCCAGGCAGUACCUGACAGGCUGCCUCAUCUCCCACUCGCUGAGUCUGCCCCUUCCUCCUCCUCCUCCUCCUCUGCUAUGCAAUGUUGUGAGGGUGCAGCACAUCACUAUUAUUCUGGAGUCCCUGGCUGUCGAGUACUGAAGGUCACCUCCAGACCUAUCCAAACACCUGAAACACAUCUUCAACAUUGUGAUGCUUUGCUCGAUGAUGCACCUGGUGGUCAUGUGACUCUGGUUGUAUCAUUCCUGAACCUCACUGGUGUAGUUCCUCACAUGAGGCAAGUUUGAAGGGGGGUGUCCCUGCUCUCCAAUAAUCGGGUCCUUAAUUCCGGGUCCUGGAAUGAGCACAUCUGGAAUAUUGGAAUGUCAGAGUCUCAGGGCAGCUCCCAGAUCUGGGGGAUAAUGUUCACUGUUUUAUAUUCGGGUCUGGGGGAUAAUGUCCACUGUUUUAUAUUCGUGUCUGGGGAUAAUAUUCACUGUUUUAUAUUUGGGUCUUGGGGAUAAUGUUCACUG
Molecule: messenger RNA, 4529 nt
Organism: Carcharodon carcharias (great white shark)
Lineage: Eukaryota; Metazoa; Chordata; Chondrichthyes; Lamniformes; Lamnidae
Product: gastrula zinc finger protein XlCGF8.2DB-like
Exons: 2
Coding region: 479-1417 (312 amino acids)
Source: RefSeq, a predicted model, not a curated record